UCCAUCUGCUAUGGUCUUCUCCGUCUGUGUAAGGGACCACGUUACAAGUCUACUCUUGUACAGGAAUGAGAUGAGCAGGAGAAACGAAUGAUAUUUUUAUUACAGCAAUGGAGAUGACUCUUUUGGUCUACAGAUUCAUAAUUCAAAUAUACAUCGCUUUUACACGGGGGGGGGGCUAUCUGAGUAUGUAGCCCGUGGUGACCCUUGGCCAUGCCCCAUCAUCAUGAUUUCACGAGAUGUAUAAAUAUCUCACCGCUGCAUGCCAGACAGACACGUACACGUACCUACAUUGACACGACCCGUCUGCAACAUCUUCUGUUGAAGAGCAGGUGUGGAUGUCCAGCGAGAAAACAAAUUGAAAUUACAAUGCCCGAAGGCGGUGAGCACUUUCUUUGGUUUCUUACACGGUGCUACUGCGAGAGUCAGAGUCAGAGGACUGGAUCGAUAAUUAUUGUGAAUCAAACUUUCUUGGUUCAUAAGCAUUCUUUCCUCAGUCUUAUCGCACGCAACACACUACACACACCACACCUUAUUGUUAUUAUUAUUACGCCCCAUACUCCCCCUUCCGCCCAUCUGGCUCCCCCCUCCCUCUUCCCCCCACCUCCUUCUCUUCUUCAUCCCGCUCUUCAUCACCUCUCAUCCCACGUUUCCCCAUCACAUCCACUUUAGUUCACUCCACUUUCACUUCCACUUCCACAAACACGCAUACACACAUACACACUCAGCAUAGGCACUCUUUACACAGCACACAGACCCAUCCACACACACAUACACACACACACACACACAAACACGCAUCCCUCUGACUCUCACACCCUCGCCGUAGGGCACGUUCCUUUACUUGGAUCGGGCACUUUUCCCUCCUUUGCU
Gamsiella multidivaricata is the source of this 870-nucleotide messenger RNA. RefSeq lists its product as uncharacterized. The coding region runs from base 211 to 669 and encodes 152 amino acids. The transcript has 3 exons. The record is from RefSeq and is a predicted model, not a curated record. NCBI's taxonomy places the organism in Eukaryota, Fungi, Mortierellomycota, Mortierellomycetes, Mortierellales, Mortierellaceae.